AUACACACACACACACUAUAUUGCCAAAAGUAUUGGGUCACCUCUCCAAAUCAUUGGAUUCAGGUGUUCCAAUCACCUCCAUGGCCACAGGUGUAUAAAAUCAAGCACCUAAGCAUGCAGACUGCUUCUAAAAAUAUUUGUGAAAGAAUGGGCCGCACUCAGGAGCUCAGUAAAUUCAAGCGUGGUACCAUGAUAGGUUGCCACCUGUGCAAUAAGUCCAUCCGUGAAAAGUCCUUGCUACUAAAUAUUCCACGAUCAACUGUUCGUGGUACUGUAACAAAGUAAAAGCAACUGGGAAAAACAACAACUCGUCCACAAAGUGGAAGGCCACGUAAGAUGACAGAGCAGGGUCAGUGCAUGCUGAAGCGCACAGUGCGCAGAAGUCGCCAACUAUCUACA
Staurois parvus is the source of this 399-nucleotide messenger RNA. The record is from the annotation of a GenBank genome assembly. Lineage: Eukaryota; Metazoa; Chordata; Amphibia; Anura; Ranidae.